AUGGCUUCUAAGCUUUUCCUUCUUGUGCUUGUUGCUCUUGUUUGCACCACAAAUGGUAGGAAGCUUGUGAGCUCAAAGGGUUCUUCCGAAGAUAGAGAGAAAACUCUUUCAUCGACCACAGGAUCCGGUGGUGGGCUAGGUGGUGGAGGUGGUGGUGGUUUUGGAGGCGGUGGAGGUGGAGGGUUAGGCGGUGGUUCCGGUUUUGGUGGUGGGGCUGGUUCUGGUGGGGGUGCUGGUGGCGGUGGUGGACUUGGUGGAGGCGGGGUGGAGGGGGGUGGAGGGUUUGUGGUGGUGGGUGGAGGAGGAUUAGGUGGAGGGUCAGGUUUUGGAGCUGGUGGUGGAUAUGGGGGUGGAGCAGGGGCUGGUGGUGGGCUAGGAGGAGGAGGUGGUGGAGGCUUAGGUGGCGGCGGUGGAGGUGGUCUUGGGGGUGGUGCCGGUGGUGGAUAUGGUGGAGGAGCGGGUGGUGGGAUUGGAGGAGGUGGAUUUCCUUGAGAACUAAAUUAGCUCCAGUCCAUUACAUUAUCACUGGUUUGCCACAUGCUAGUAUUGUUUAUGAGUGUUCAUGGAGUGUUUUCUUUCCUGCAUUUUUCUUUUUUUUUGUAUCUUUUGUUUAAGUAUGAAAGGGACAAAUAAACUCUUUGAAAUAAAAUUAGUAUU
Messenger RNA from Ilex paraguariensis (yerba mate), 657 nucleotides. The record is from the annotation of a GenBank genome assembly. Lineage: Eukaryota; Viridiplantae; Streptophyta; Magnoliopsida; Aquifoliales; Aquifoliaceae.